This is a messenger RNA of Pestalotiopsis fici W106-1, 465 nucleotides long. RefSeq lists its product as uncharacterized. Lineage: Eukaryota; Fungi; Ascomycota; Sordariomycetes; Amphisphaeriales; Sporocadaceae. The transcript has a single exon. The record is from RefSeq and is a predicted model, not a curated record. The coding region runs from base 1 to 465 and encodes 154 amino acids.
AUGUCCAACUUGAGAGAAACUAUAGAAAAUACGAUCAAGACGUUUGGCGAAAACAAUACACUCGGCGUCAAGACCAAGGAUACAUCGCUAUUCUCUUCGGUACUUGCAGAGAAUUGCAUCCGUCAAUACCGACCAUUCGCCUUCAUCAACAGAUACCCCCAGUUCUUCAAAAAGGAGAUUACCAAUGCAGAUUACGAAGCUCAAAUGAAGGUUGAACUCCAGACAAUGCAAGAGGUUGUGCAGGAUCUUACAAAGACUUCCAUUGACGAGGUCCAACGCACAGCUACGAUCUGGACGACUCAGAAUGUUACCACAGUCGAUGGAACCAAGCGCACGGUCGAGGUGAUAUGGGACUUGACUUUUACAGAGGAUGGAACACGCAUCUCACAGAUUCUGGAGUUUGUCGACACUUUUGAGAGCACCAAGAUGUUGGAGCAGAUUCUGGCAGGCGCCUCUCAUGCGUAA